Molecule: messenger RNA, 1218 nt
Organism: Alosa alosa (allis shad)
Lineage: Eukaryota; Metazoa; Chordata; Actinopteri; Clupeiformes; Clupeidae
Exons: 7
Coding region: 1-1218 (405 amino acids)
Source: RefSeq, a predicted model, not a curated record
AUGCAUUCUGUGGGAGUACAAAGUGCGCCAUUGAAGACGACCUCAGUCGGCACACAGUUGUCCAUGGGAUCGCUGAAAACGGCACACAUGAGAAGCAAAGGUAUCCAGACAAAGCUGCCUCUUCUCAGUGUAGGCACUGGAAUCAUUUCUGGUAUAGACUCACCACUGGCGUCUACACCAAUAAAGGGCCCAGGCUGUCGACCUAGCAAGAGACCACGGCUUGAGUUGGAGGACGAGGAGGAGAGCGACUCCUCAAAUGAAUUUCAUAAGGAGCCUCUGGACUCGACUUACAACCCUGGAGAUUCUGUACUUACAGAGGAAUCUGACAUCUCGUUUGAGACACAGUCCACACAUGAUGAGGAAAAGUAUAUUGUUUUUGAAAGCUGCCUCAAACAGCUGUUUGAAAACUGUCCAGUGUGUAAGAAGGGCUGUAAUCUCCAACGACGAAGGAUGGGAACCUAUGUGGCUUUCACUCAGCGAUGUCAACACUGCAGUUACUUCAGAGAGUGGGAGAGUCAGCCCAUGGUUGGAAGUACCCCUGUCGGCAACCUACAACUUUCUGCGGCUACCUACUUUACAGGGACCUCCUUCAUCCAACUGGAAAAGCUGUGCAAGGCCAUGCAACUCCAGAUAUUUCAGUAUGACACCUUCAAAAGGCAUGCAAGGAAUUACAUGGAACCGGCUAUUGUUCAUAAGUGGAAGAUGGAUCAGCAGAGUCAUUUCCAGCAUCAAUUGCACCUUGGUGGGGUGGUUGCAGUAGGAGGAGACAUGAGGGCUGAUUCUCCAGGGCACUCCGCAAAGUUUGGCAGCUACACUCUAAUGAAUCUGGAGAGCAACACCAUUAUGGACAUCCAACUUGUUCAGAGCAAUGAAGUAGGUGGCAGCUAUCAUAUGGAGAAGGAAGGACUGAAAAGAUGCCUAGAUCAUCUGGAGUCGAAUGGAUUGAAGGUGGAUUACAUUGUGACAGACCGUCAUCCACAGAUCCAGAAAUUUCUGAGGGAACGCAGCGUAACUCAGUUCUAUGACGUUUGGCACUUUGAGAAAGGAUCAGUUGCACUUCACAAAGCUGAGAAAAUACUGCUCAACAAGAGAGUCCUGAAGGAUGUAGAGAGACUCAGCCACCAUCACCAGACCUCAUCACUAGAGUCCUUCCACAGCCUGAUACUACGUUUUGCACCAAAGAAUGUAGUUUUCCCCUUCAUGGGAAUGUGCAGGUAA